CUGGUUUUGCCUUUCUUUUUUCUUUACUCCUCCUUCCGUGCGUGACUCACACCACGUGCUCGCUUCGUGCUUGCCUCCGUUGUCUGAAAAACACAGAAAAAUUGCACCUGUUCUGCGGAACCUGGCCUCCUCAGUGAAACUAAGGACUAAUGAUUUCCUUUUUCUUGUCUUUCUUCACAUCACAACGGAUGGUAACAUGCAGACUCAUCAGGCGGUAAGUACCUAUUUAAAGUACUGUGUACAUUUUGGUCUUCCUGUUUAAUCUUUAAUUAACUAAAUUGAUUAAGACCUCUAGAUCGCAUUUUCAUAAAGUUUGACUUGGAUAUAUCUGGUCUAACUACAGGUGGCCCAAGCUCCAGCUGUGAGAUGAUGAUCUAGCGAAAUAAGAGUCAUGGCGAAAUUAUAAGAGUUUGUAUUGGAAUAUUUAAGACCACUCUUAGGAAUUGUGGAGGCGCGGUGGCCUCGUGGCCUCGGGUGGUCUGGGUUCGAGGCCGGGGUCAUUGUGUUGUGUUCUUAGGCAAGACACAGCGCUUCUCUUCACCCAGGUGUACAAAUGGGUACCAGCAAAUGUGCUGGGGGUAACCCUGCGAUGGACAAGCAUCCCAUCCAGGGGGGGAGUAGCAAUACUCCUAGCCGCUUCAUGCUAAGAAAACCGGAGUUAAGCACCGGCCCCAUGGGCCCGUAUAAAGGCUUUACUACUCUUAAGAAUAAAAAAAAUGCAGUCUAAUUCUCAAUAAAAAUACCUCACCUUACUUGCACAGCGCAUCACUUGUUAUCUGACCGCUUACUACGUUAAGAAGAACCUAUUUUAGCGAGCUAUCCAUUUCUAGGUUUAUUAACGUAGUAAGCGGUCAGAUAACAAGCGAUGCACUGUGGAAGUAAGGUGAGGUAUUUUUAUUGAGAAUUUGACUGUAUUUACUUUUUUUUAUUCCUAAGAGGUCUGAGAGCGAUCGUAAAUAUUCCCAUUCAAACUCUUAUAAUUUCGUUAUAACUCUUAUUUCGCAUGAUGAUCAUCUCACAGCUGGAGCUUGGACCGCCUGUGGUCCUGUGGUCCCUUCCGUUCUGUUCCUCACUGUAGCAUUACCUCAGGUCAGUUUGCACGUAUUACAAAAUAUUCUUUUUCAUGAAAGGGAGGAUUUGUCUAAAGGUCUGUUCUUCGGUGUAAUGAUAUUAAGUUCGUAAUAUGCCGUUGAUCUAUGUUUAAAAAUUAAAUAACAACAAAAUGAAAGGCCUCCUAUCAAUCUUGUUAUCAAACGUCCAGUUCUUGCAAAAAAUACCGCAGCAUUAUUUACAUCGUUUUCCGCUUCAUUUAAUCAUAGCUUGAAUGGAAGUAACAAGCGUCUUUAAAUAGUCACAUGAACCUUCAUUCGACCAGGUUGUGAAUUGUGCACCAUACCUCAGUUCCCUUUUUGUAACGACAGCGACAUUCAGAUAUGGAGGUUUUCACGGAGUCAAUCGAGAGUAAAAGCUGUUUAAAUUCUACUUAAAUUCUAAUCAUAAUACCCUUAGCUAUUUACUAUUCUCAAAAUGUCUUUUGUGGUUUCUCUAUCUUGGUGUGCAUAGGGCUACAGCUGUUUUUUGGUGUCUUUUUUUUCACUCCUCUUCUCGAGCGUGACUCGCACUUUGCGGUCGCUUCGCGCUUGCCUCCGUUUGACUGAAAAACGCUGAAAAGUUGCCUGUUCUGCAGAUCCAGGCCUCCUCAAUGAAACUAAGGGUUUAUGGUUUCCUCUUUCUUGUCUUUCUUUAUAUCAAAACGGAAGGUAAAAACAACUUUUUUUAUGACGACGUCAACAUUCAGGUAAGGAGGUUUUUCACGGAGUUAGUCGAGAGUAAAAGCUGUGGAAAAUAUUGCCUGAUAAUAACCCAAAUUGGAACGAACACAGCUUUCCUGGCCUUUUUCCCGGGGGUGUAAGUUAAUGAUUAUUAAGCUACAAUUAUUAACAACACUUCACUAAACAAUUGUUGUUUUCUUUCUUUCAUGUCAACUGAUACUCAACAGGGGGUAAGUAUCUACUUAUUGUGCUACGUAUGUCUAUCCAUUCCCUGCUCUUGUUGUUUAAGAUCAAUCCUAUUUCAUUUAAAAUAGGCUUUUGACUAGUAUUUACAUAAAAUCCAAUUUGAAUACUUAUCAUUUUUUUUAAAACUGAUAUCUAAUUAAAAUUAGAUUAAUCUUACUUUGUGUUUGUCACUUGUCACAUAACUUUCGGGCAGCUGAGUAAUUUUGUUCGAGCUAGCUUGGAAGUAACAAGAACAAUAAGAAACAAUAAGCUACAUUUUACACGAGGGUGUUCCAUUUUGUUAUUAAAAAAAGGAAAAGGGCCCUAAAACCCGAUUCCUUUUUUUUUUCCAAUGACUCUGACAUUUUUUAAAGUAUUUAAAUGCUAAUGACAAAACCCUUAGCUACUCAAUAUCCUCAAAAUGUUUUUCGUGAUUUCUCUAUCUUGGUGUGCAUAGGGGUGCAGGUGUUGUUUCUUCUUUUGCACUCCUCCUCUUUCGCGUUACUCGCACUUCACGAUCACUUCGCGCUUGCCUCCGUUUGAACGAAAAACGCUGAAAAAUUGCCUUUUCUGCAGAUCCAGGCCUCCUCAAUGAAACUAAGGGUUCAUGGUUUCCUCUUUCUUGUCUUUCUUCCUAUCAAAACGGAUGGUUAAAGCAAACUCCUCAGUCUUUCAGUACCUAUUUAUCGUAAUGUGUAUGUUUUUAUCUUGCUGCCUAAGCUUCACUGAACUUAAUUGACGAAGGCCUGAACCCAAAACACUAAGAACAGUUGAAAAGAGAAAUAGGGGGUAAUCUUUACUUUUUGUGUAGCGUUAUAGAGACAUAUGAAAAAAAUUAGAACAGAACUGUGAAUUUAAGUCGUGAAAUAAAAAGUAAAAUCAUCAAAAUGAAAAGAGAUAUCAUGAAGUUGAACGUGGCCUCCUCAAAGAAACUAAGGAUUAAUGAUUUCCUCCUUCUCAUUUUCUUUAUAUCACAACGGAUUGUAUAAAACUAACUCAUACCGCAGUAACAUUUAUACUUAUUCUAAGGAGAAAUUUCUUCAAUUAAUUAUAACUUAAAUGGCGCUGUAAAUAGUCAAUGAACCUUCAUUCGACCAGGUUGUGACUUGUGUACCGUACGUUAGUUCCUUUUUUUCCAACCACAUCAACAUUAAGACAUGGAGGUUUUUCACGGAGUCAAUCGAGAGUAAAGGCUGUGAAAAAAUAUAUCUUAUAAUAAUAAAUAAAUAAAUAAAUAAAUAAUAUAAUAAUAAAAUUUGGAAAGAGCGCAGCUUUGCUGGUGUUUCUCUGAGGGUAUAAGUUAAUGAUUACUAAGCUAAAAUUAUUCUUUCUUUCAUGUCAACUGAUUCUCAACAGCGGAUGAGUAUCUACUUAUUGAUUGUGCUACGUAUGUUUAUCCAUUCCCUGAUCUUGUUGUUUAAUAAACAUAUUUUUAAUAAACUAAGUUUGAAGCAUUGUUUCUCAGUGUAAAGUGUACUACACCCUAGUAUUUGCAUAAAAGGAAGAAGAUAUUCAACGAGUUGGUUCCACAGAGUAAAAUCCAAAAAUAAACAAAAACAAAAAUAAAUCCAGCCAAGUGUAAUCCAACUAGACAGUAACGCAGCUUUCCUAGUUCCCUCACGAAAAGUGAUCUGUUAACUCAUUCAGAUAUGGUGAUUAUUUAGACAACUCAUUUGAGGAUCAAAAUUGUGCAAAAAAAUUCUCCAUUUGUCGAUCUUGCUGUUCAGUUCAAUUCAAGGUUUUAAUGGGCAAAGUUUGAGGCAAAACUUUUUUUCCGUUGUGAAAUGCUUUAGAUCGCUCCUACAGAGAUCGCCACUGAAAUGUUUCCCCUCUUUUCCCCUCCCCCUUCCCCCCCUUAAUACAAACAUAUAGGUCCUUUAUCACUUUAGAACUAAGAAAAUAGCCAACGGUUUAUUUCAUAAUUUUGAUCUUUUAAGGAGCAGGUGUAUUGCACCUUAGUACCAAAUGAAGGGGAUAAUUAAUUGAGAGUAAACACUGUAAAAUCAUCAAAAAAAAACCAAAAUAAACAAAAAAAGAACUGAAACGAAAUAAUCGAAUAAAUUAAUAAAUGGCAUUAAAACGAUCCAAUUAAACCAGGUUAGCUCAGGACAUCCUCAGUGACAAUCAUGUUCAAUGAUUUCCUCGCUCGUAUCUUGAGUAAUGUUGUAGUAAGAAAGGGGAAAAAAUCACCUGAUAAUAAUUCAAUUAGAGCAGAUCGUAGCGUACCACGCUAAAAUCAUAACGCAAGAGAGCAUUAAUUUACUUUUGUAUCUUUUUUUUUCAUUUCCGGUCAUGUGAUGCUCAACAGCUUGUAAGUAUCUAUUUAUUGUGUUACGUACGUUUAUCCACACGUUGAUCUUGCUGUUCAGCUCGAAUUCAAUCUUAUCUAAAAUAGGCAUUUGGUUAGUAUUUGCGUAGAGUUCAACUUGGAUACAUACAUUUUAAUUACUUGAAUUGAAGAACCUUACGCUGGACAACAAACUUAUCAGUGUGAAAGAACCUCUUUAUUGAACUUGAAUUUCAUUGACUUUCUGUACCGUUUUUCACUCGUGAUGUUAUAUUUAGUUAAGAAAAAGAAAUUAAAGUUGCGGAACAUAUCAAGGAAUUCUUUGCAAUGAAGUCUUUAAAUAAAGGUUUUAGUACAUCACUAUGCAAUGUUUCACUGAUAAGUCACUGAGCUAUGUUAUGAUUAAUAAUAGAGAAGUAAUACCUACAAAUAGUUCUUAUCACUCAAAUUUGCAUCAUUAAUGAAUUAUUAUAGCAUUUUCCCAAUCGAUGAAACUAUUGGCAGCUUUAUUAAAGCAACAUAGCGAACUUCUGAAAUGCGGGAAAUGUGGUAACUCUAAGAAUAGACCGUAUCGUUCUAAAUGGUGCACAAGGACCUUUCAUACGUUGAAAUUUAGAUAAAGCUGUAGUUAGAAAAAGUAUAUUAGCUUAUAAGCUUUUGCAUUCAAUACUAACAAUAUUUUCUUUUAUCAUUAUUUCUCUCUAUUUUCCAAAAUGAAAUUAAUCUCCAGGCUGUAAGUACCCAACAUUUUAUUUAUUUACGCGUAUCACAGACAUUCUAACGUACGCACAUGCCGAAAAUGCUUUGAAGUAAGCUGUAAUCUUAAAACACUAAUUCUGCUUCUUUUAUUUCCUUUUUCUCCCUCAAUCUUACUGGACAUAUCAAGUUGGUAAGUGGUUUAACGUUCAUUAUCAAAACGAACUUUUAUCGAUAACACUUUUUACUCAGGCGCUCCGUAGUGGGGUCGGUUCAUUUACAAAUCUCUGUCAAGAAUGUAAGGAACAAGUGUGAGUGCAGGUAUUUCACAUCAAGGGUUCAAGAACUACUUGAAAAACAUGUGAAGUUACUCUGCUGUGUGGAAGUGAUAACUCUUCCACAUACCUUCCACACAUUUUUAACUUGCCUUAUGCAAUUUAUACAUGUGCAAUAAAUAAUGGUAAUAGGACUGAGUAGGGUCCAAUUUGGUCUGUAACCAUACGAGUGAUGAUCGAAAUCGGAAGACCGCACAGCGGGAGUCAGAUUUGUUAAUGACGAGUUUGAUUACAGAUAAAAUUGGACGACUUGAAUUACUGUUUUCAGUUGGUCAGAACUAUGAAAAAAUUUGAGAAGGAAAAUAGACAUCAGUUGUACGUUUUCAUUGAAAAAACAACAAUUAACUCGGCGAAGUGCGCGACAACAUCGCUGACUGUCCACUUACACAGGCACGACGUAUCCACUGUCCUAUUAGACCAUCCAAUUACAGGCAUGGCGCGUACUAUGAUAUGAUGAAUGAUUAUUCUAGAUACACUUUGGACCCUCUGGACAUCAGGGAAUAAAACAAUUUUUAAUGCGAGCACUGUAAUUCCUUAAAACUUCGUAGACACUUAAUGGGACGCUAAGAGUAUUUAGAUUAUCCUUAAAGUGCCUAUGACACAAAAUUGUUUUGGGAAAAUAUUAAGCUCAUCAUCUGUACAAACCAAUUCCGAUUAGAAGAGAAGUUUCGGAAAACUUAAAACUCCCGUGGGCUGGUAACGAAUUCGCGAAUGAUGACGUAGAAAACCGUGAAAACUCUCAGUUGACACGUACAAAUCUCUCACAUCUCUGGUAAUUUUGUAUCGGUCAGCGUUGAAAUGCUCUUGCAAUAAUGUCUGAUAGCGAUGUCUACCUACCUUCAGCGAGCUCUACCGAGAGUUGUGAUACAUCGCACUCAAGUAAUAAAGAAGAAAUGGAAGUUGCGACUACGGUUCAGCCCUACGAAGGAGAACCGCGUGCAUCAAACGAGGAUUUCGACGAAGACUGACAAAGACAGUUUCUCGCCUGCGAUGUUUAAGUCAAAAUUAGAACAAAAAAAUCUCAUUAUUGAAUGUUUAGUUUGUUGCUUUUGUGUUCUGUUUCUUACGGUGAAAUCUAUGGAAAGAAUGGCUAGCAUUGUUCGUUCCUGUUACCCUAAAUUUUAUUUCUUCGCACUAAGUGCGGCGAAGGUUCCCCUUGGUCGGUGCUAUAGAGUUUCGUUCCCGUAGAAUGAUUCCCUUAGCUAACCAAAAGCUAACUUUUGACGGAAGAAUCAGCUGUAUCGCGAAGCACGAUCAUUUUUCGCCGUGAGGUCACCGGGCAGUUUCACAGCAAGUUACUCCUUUCCUCAGACACUGCAAAGGCAGAGGCGAUCGUUGUCGGGCCGGUCAAAUGAAAAAAAAAAAUGCGUUUAGAGUCAUCUGAUUCAAGUUCAUCUCAAAAAGGGAUUUCAAUGAAGAAAUCUUCUAUAGUUUAACUGCAGCAUUGCCAUAUGACCCAUUUCUCUCAAUGGCAAAUAAUUGACAUCAGUAUAAGUUGUAAAUUUCGUAUGCAUCGACUUUCACACAGCACUGGGAUUCGCUACCAUUUAAUUCAAUAAUAUUUGUGUUUCUUAAUUUAUCUUGUUCCAGUGCUUUUGUCCCAAUGAAAUCGCUACUGUUGCGAAUUUUCUUUUUUGAGGGCAGGGGGGAAUUGAUGGCUCGUGGAAUAGAUUUUUGGGAACCUAGGUUAGAAGAACACACGGCCCCUUCGAGCUUGUGUUUAUGUCAGUAUUUGCCAGAGCUUUCGCACCGUUCAGGCAACAGAAUAUCGGUUAGCUCAGGAAAGAGCUUGACCUUUAUUACAAAUGUUGUAUUUCUGUUAUUAAAAUACGAUGGAAACUACAAUUGGUAGGGUUUUCAUAUGAUAAUGAAAGCGCAAAUGUAGUCAUGAGGAAAGACAAGGAGUAUAGGUACAUCUUAAGCGCGUGAAGUAAAAAAAAACAUUAAGGAGCUCACCGUUCUUCGCUUGCGAAAUGUCAGCCGAAAAGAAUGUUGAAGAAUCGUUUACGGUGUGGGAACAGGCCCCUUAAUCAGCAUUCUCUUUAGCUGAAUUCACUUGUUAUCUUCCUGUGAUUUGAUCAGUGAUAUGUGUCGUAACAGCUGUCUUCGAAGCCGGUACGAAGGAUAAGGCCGAUCGGCGAUCGAAGAUCGAAACGCGUCUAUUUUGGUCAUACAGCUACAUCCUUUGGAAAGUAGUGUAUAGUAUGUGUAUUGUUCUUGCCGCGCAGUACGUUUGCCCUUUCUUCUUGAUUUCUCCUUUCUCCACCAUAGUUGCCGACGUGUUUCCACAGUUUUCUACGUCACGGCUAUGAUAUGUAACAUAAACGUUUUGGCCACGCGCUUAAUGGAGACACUUUUGAGCCGCCAAAUAGUACUCGCUAGGCGCUAAUUAUUUUAAAUAGCUUUUAACCAGAAAAUACAAAAAAAAAUCGUGUCACGGGCACUUUAAGGUCAAUUUUAUCAAAGUUAUUUGCCUAGUGGAGUCCUUCACCUAGUUUAUCUCGUUCAUUUGGUAUUUUUUAGUACCUCCUUCACAUUGAUUAGUCUCCUUGGAAAAUACUUCUUCCUACAGCUCGUCUGAAUGCUUACCAUGUUGAUAAACACGUUUUAGAUUAUCUUUAAGGACUACUCGAUAAUGAUAACUUUCUCUUGAUGGUUGUAAGUGUAUUCAACAUGUCAUAAAAUAUUGAAAUUGUUUCAAUUUACACAAUGAUCAGACCAAAAAGUGCCCCUUGGCAGCAGAAAAUUUUUUGGCGGGCAAAAAUUAAUCAAAUGACCACAUUUUUUUUUUAUUUUGGCUUUUUGGUAACGGUUGAGUUAUGGAUUCGUUUUCUCUAGCGACAGUAACAAUUUACGAUCUGCUUGUGCACCUCAUUGCAUAUAUUUAUUAGUGUCUUUCUUAGUGUUGUGGUUCCGAAUCAGGCGAAAAUAUUAAGCAAGCAAUAAAAUAAAGAGUAUUUUUAGGCAGAAACUAACUUCGCCAAAAUAUUUCUUUUCAUCUUUUUUCUCCUAUGGAAUCUGCGUUGGACUAUAGAACGUAAGUAGAUAAGGUAUUUCUCUUUUUCCAUUACUUUUGAGUCUCUCCAUCUAAUACGUCUUGCUCACUACUUGACCACGAGCGUUCUCUUGUAAGCAGCACAAUUUGACUCCACGCAUGGUCUGGGAGUAGGACGGGUUUGGGAUAUAGAAUUGAUUCAGUUUAUCUUUUUAAUAAUAAAUAAUUCCUUAUUCUAGUCAAUGCUCAACAUCAGUUUGACUGAUUCCGAUGCAUUUUAGCCUUUUCAGCAAUAAAAUUACGUUGAGCCCUUCGUGAUGAAUCCAAUGGGUUGGGUUAAAUGCCAAAGUGUUGUUUUUCAUUUUUGUGUAUGCGAAGUUGGCAAAACUUGAUAUUCGUCAUUUUUCUAUAUUUUUUUCUCGAAGUGGGUGGCACAGUCUAAGCAUCCAAGGCGAUUUUAUUCUCCCUUUUCCUCGUAAUUUGAAUACAUAUUAGAAGGAAUUAUUUCUGCCUUAGUUUUUUUGCUGUUGUUGUUUUGUUUAUUUAUUCAUUCUUUUUUGUUUUCUUUCUUGUACUUCUUUCUUUUCUCAUUCCUGUACAACCAUGAAUAUGAUGGACACAUCAGGAAGUAAGUUCCAAUGUUCUUUUCUUCACUUUUGACAUAGUGUCGCCAUAAAUUAAAAGUCGAAUUUACUGAGGUCCGGUCUUUAGCUAGUCAGUCCGGGGGUUAUGUUUUAAGAAUACCGCUCUUAACACGUAAUACGUAGUUGUCGAUUUAAUCCGUCCAUUAACGCUAUGCCGACGAGUUUUUGUGUUCCUGUAUUCCAACAAUAAGCAGGAAAUUAAAAUGCAGGUGAUUCUCGUGAGAUAAAAGCUCUUUCUGAGGAACCAUUUCAUAUCUUUCUAUUAGAGCACAAUGACUCGCAAACGAUUUAGCACCCCCUACCUUUUCUUCUUUUUUUUUUUUUGAUCCAAAUAUUCGAGGAAAAUCCAAAAAAGUUUCAUGUUUAUCAACCACGGCUUGUUAUAGCCUUGUUACUUCCUAAGGAAAAAGUCGAGAGUUUCCGAUACUUUUCGCUUUUGUGUUUCUUGUCGAUCAGAUCGUGUUCUAUCAUUGUAACGCAACCCCAGUCUUGAUGCAUUGGCCCACUCUAUCACUGAGAUGAUCGGUUUGCCUUCUCUAAGUAGCAAGGUUCUUAAAAUUUGGUAAACUGCUGUUGUCAUUUUGUAAUGAAAAAGCCAGAACUUGAUUUGGGUCAUAUGGAUUUCCUCCCUACCCCUAAUCCUCCAUGUAUUUUCAAGGGAGCGGCAUCUUAAGACGAAAGAAAGGUCACGGUUUGUCAUCGGAGUGAAAGCACCGUUUAGACGAAAAACUAUUCUUUUUUUUGUCCUCUCGAUGUUGUCACUGCGACUGUCUGUUUGUGAAAUGAUCUGCUAUAGUGAAAGUAUUUAGAUCUCCAGGCUCAAGAGGUCCGCGAUCUGACCUGGUACUAGUGCCAUGAAGUUGGGUGGGCUAGGGUCGUUCUCCAGUUUCUGUAAAGCUGUUUGUACAGCUACCUCAAUUGAAGAGUUUGUCAACAGUUCCAUAGAUCUCGAAACGCAUACUUGUGCUUAGUUUGGAGCCAUUUUAUAACUGCAUUAACAGUCACCGCAGGAUCGGUGCAGGAUGGUCUCUUGCAAGAUAUGUAUUUUGGAAGGAAAAUGGCAGAGUUCAGUGAGCCCUGGGCAGUACAAUGAUAUAAGAAAGAAUACUUCCCUUGUGGUACUAUUACAAGCUAAUACACCUCGCUUCAAAGGAACGAAAUUAAAUUGCCUGUUUUUGAUGGAUAUCUGGGUUUUAUUAAUUAAAUUUAGUCGUGGUUUUGCUUUUUUUUUGGUUUCCAUCUUUUGUUUCUUUUUCCUUUCUAUUUGAUUGAGGCUUCCCAAUUAUUUUCGUGCACGUUGUGAUACAAAACACAUUAAUAGUGAGAUAUAUCUUCUUCGUGUUACAUUUGAUAAUUCUAUGUUAUAAACUAAUUGUAGUUUUUGCUUUAGAGUGUUAACUUUCUUAAUUGGUUUUCUUCAUUUUCUUUUUAAUCUGGUGCAUUGACCCUCACUUGUCAAAUCAGCGCGUAGGUAACGUUUUCGUUGUGUAAUAAUUUUCUCUUUUCAUUAGUAAAGAUAAUGGUUAAUGUCUAAGUAAAUCGGUGUUCAUGGUUUCUAUUACAUUUAACUUGCUCGAAACAAUUGGAAUAUCUAGAUUGACAUCGCUCAACAAGUGAAAUGAGGCACGAGAUUUGCCUUCCUGUUCGUAACUGAUAACUGAGUUUCAUUGAUUACUAGUAGUUUGUAGUUGAUUAAAAUCCAUCGCAUUCUGUUACUGUGAUAAAGACUCUUUGGGAGUGCAUUUUUCGAGCUGAUUUUAGCCUUUUUCCUUUUUAUUUGAUUGAGGCUACCACGUCUCCAUAAUUAUUGAGCACUUUGCGAUACAAAACACAUAAAUAGUGAGAUAUAUCUUCUUCGUGUUGCAUUUGAGAAUUCUUUGUUAUAAACUAAUUGUAGUUUUUGCUUUAGAGUGUUAACUUUCUUAAUUAGUUUUCUUCUUUUUCCUUUUAAUCCGGAGUAACGUUUUCCUUGUCUGAUAAUUUUCUCUUGUCAUCGGUAAAGAUAACGGUUUCAAGUGGAAUAUCUAGAUUGACACUGCUCAACAUGUGAAUGAGGCACGAGAUUUGCCUGCUUGUUCGUGAUUGAUAAUUGAGUUUCUUUGACUACUUGUAGUUUGUGGUUGAUACAUACUUAAGUCCUUUUACUUUCUUUAAUAUUUUUUUUUAAUUCAUUUUCGUUUUAAUCUGGUGCACCAUCCCUCAUUUGACAAAACAAAAAGAAAGUGAUGUUUUCGUUGCUUAAUAGUUAUCAGUUUAAAUAAAUGUUACUGACUACACAACAUUGCUACAAACAAGUCGAGUCGAGUAAUUGUAUUUAGAAAAGAGUAAAUAUUUCAAGGUUUUUACAAUUCAUUACAUUCAGAAAAAAUUCAAGUUGUGUUUACUUUGUUGCUCUCAGAAUAGCACAGACUCAGUUUAAAAAUUAUGCUAAAAAGCAUACGUUUUGAUUGCUAUCAUGCAAUCUGAAGAUUAAAAUUUCCUUUUUUGGGGGUUGUAUUUAAUGAUUAUAGGUAUUUAUCAAAUUGCAUUUGUACUCUAGUGUACUUACUUCCUUUUCUUUCUUCCUUCAUUUUCCUUUAAAUCUUGCACAUUGACCCCAAUUUGGGAAAUUAGACAGAAAGUAACAUUUUCAUUCCUUCUAAAUAGCUAUUAGUUAAGGUAAUGUUUUCUAUAGGAUUGUAAUUGCUUGAGGCAAGUUGAACAUCUAUAUUGAUAUUCGAUGUAAUUAAAAAGUAAAAUGUAGUGCCGAAUUUGCUCUCUGCCUUUUCGUAACUGCUAAUUGAGUUUCAUUGACGAAUUGUAAUUCGUGUUCUGGUUAGUUUACUGUCUCUCUAAUUUUCGCGAAAAAAUUUGUGCGACAUUUUCUGACCAGUUCAGAUCUUCCUCUUUUUAGUGAGUUUAAAUUUCGGGUGCUUAAGACGCAUAGUUUCUUCUCGUGAUCAGUAAAAGAAAGCGCAGUUCGAACCGUUACUGAAUUUUUUAAUUUGAAACUUGAGUGUUAGAUUCUGCUCGCGCAGAAAAUUUCACAGUCUGAUGAUCGCUUAGUAUGUGAAAAUCCAAUAACAGUUCACCUUAUCUAGAAUUUAUAUUUUGCUUAGUAUAUCUUUGCUUAGAGCACUUCAGGGUGAGUUAAACAACCUAUGCACAGCAUGUUCAAUCUUUUAGUUAGAAAAGUAGAAAAUCACUCACGUAGGAAAGUUUCAUUUUGUAGUGGUAUUUGCCUUUUUCCUUUGCGAUCAUUGGCCUUUCAGUACGUUGAAUCUCUAAGCAACUCAUAAACUAGGUCAUACAUUACGGUGAAAGAAAACAAAAUUCUAUAAUUUAAAGAAUUUUGUUUUCUUUCACCAUAUCAAGUAUCUAAAAGUAUCAAUUUGUUGCCUAAGUAUUACUAUUUUGUAUGAAACACUUAAAUUCAGCUAACGAUUUAUUUCUGUUGCUUUUUCCUCUGUAAAAUCCUGAUUUCUGGACAAUUCACCUUUGGGCUUUAGAUUUCACGUGUAGUAUCACGUGACUUUUGAUGUAAACAAACCCCGAAAGUUCGGACAUUGAGUCGAGCUCGCAGCACAUGUGUCCAAACUUCGGCUUUGGAAAUUUUUCUUAAAUAACUUCCCACUUUCAAGAAGCGUCUCUUCGCUCAAAAUUGACAUCUUUCUUUUGUUAUUUAUUUUAUCGUUUAUUGUAGAAUUUUUAAGCUUUUGAAACCAUCUUGAAGGAAAGCAGAACAGCUUUACGGGCCCGUUAAGUUACCACAACCCCGAGAAACGGGCUCCCGGUCCGGAAAAAGCUGCCCGGCCCUAGUGCACUUGGGCAGAAAAUAUUAAAAUGAAAAACAUUGUUCGCUUUUGUGGCCAAAAAUGAGUGACAGCAGAGAGUACAAUUGGAAACAAAUGACACGUUUUUCGAUGAAAUGUGAGUUUCCUGUUCUAACUCGAAAACAGGAAAGAAAAGUAUUAAUUGUAGAAUCGUUUUUGUGGUUAUUCCGUGCGCGCCGGUCUAUAGCGUAGUAUUUAAGAAAAAAAAUCGAAAUGUCCAACACCAAAAAGUCAUACGGUAAAAUGCGUAAUGGCUGAGUUAGGUCGGGCUAGAUGGGAAAUAUUUGGCUUUCGGUCAUGGCACUCGGACCUCUGUGUUGUGCUCGGUCCGUACGUCUUGACCUCGAGCCAAAUACCUUCCCAUCCGGCCCUCCCACACAGUCAAUUAGUACACAGUAUCUCACAACGGCUUUAAACUGAUCGUGAAUUUCAGUUGAUUCAUUUUCUCUUCUUUUCCAUCGGGUUCACCAAGGUCAAAUUCGCAGAACAAGUCGUAAGUAGCUUUUUCUUUACUUUUCCUCAUUCAUUUUCACAUUUCUUGCAAACCAGGUAUUUUUCGACAGUCAUCAUGUGUUAGACUCUCUUAAGAAUUAUCAUCAUUUUUGCGAAAGAGUAAAUUUGUGAAAGAAAAAGCUUUACUUACAAUGAACCGGUAUAGUUUUCGCCCCAACCAAUAUUUUUGAUUGCGGCCAAGAGUUAUACUUUGGCAAAAUGUCCUUUUUACUAUUGGUGGCUGAGAGCAUGUUAAAGACUUUUAACCGGUCAGACUUCCCCAUUGACUGCCAAUAUGGUAACCAUUUGAAAUACCCAACAGUUGUGGCAAGUGUAAUAGGAUGCUUAGUCAUACUACUGACUGUUCCAUCAACAAGACACUUUUACUUAACGAUACCGAACUUAAGAACAAUGUAGGCAAUAACAAAUGUGCAUCACCAACUAACAUAUCUCUUUUUCUUAUUUCCUACCUUAACGGGCAAACAGAUCGUAAGUACGUUUUCUUUUUAUAGUUAUUUGGCGGAUUUCACAUGUCUUUUGACUACUGCAGUAACAGUGAUGUAACAUAUUUGUGUCACUGCCGCUUACUUUUGUAAUAAUGAAAGCUACAAGUUUCGUUUUAUUAAUAUGAUUAUGGAUGAGAAAUUAUGAUCAUCAAUAAACAUAGCAUUCUGAUAUUCGCCUUGCUUCCUAAGUUAUGGUUGGAAACUUGUUCAGGUCGUUUUGAAUUAGGCUCUUGUGGGAAUAUUUAUUCAAUGUGAACCAUAAGUAGAUAAGGAUCCAAUUUUGAUUCAAUGGCUCAGUUUACGAAAAGAUUUAAUGUUAUCUGUGGUAGACUGUGAAAUUGAGGUGUUAGUUACUUAAAACUAAUUAUGAGAAUUAAAGUCAUAGUCAUGAAAAUACUUUCUUAUCAGAACUAUUUGUUGAGCAGAGGUCUUAGCCGACUGAUUAAUGAAUAUCAACGCUCUUGGUAGUUAAAUGAUUUCAUUUUAUUUAUUUUUCUGUUCUCGAUGUAUUUUUUUCCAUCAUUCCUUGGCCUUGGAAAUUGUGAAAAACGAUCAGGACGUAAGUACAUGUUCCGUUGUGAUUUAAAGCAUAUCUAUUUGCAUGGCACCUUUACAGUACGUUUACGUUAACAUAUUUAACUAAAGUACAGGUGAUAAACGAAAGAAAAAGUGCAUAGCAUUUCUCAAUAAUCAACUGAAUGUUUUGAGCAACAGAUGCACGUUUUAAUUAUAUUUUUUUUAUAACUUUUAUUUACAUGCCACUUCUGCGAUCACUUAGCUGGUAAGUUGAAUUUAGUUUAUCUCGCGCAAUGCUUAUUCUUAAUAAUCAUUCUCAAGACAAUUAAACUUUCCUUUAGUACUUAAGAUCUCAUUUACAACCGGACCGCGUAUGAAUUGCUUACUCUUUUCGGAGUGCAUGUCGAUUAAGUGUUGUAAAAACAAAGCCACAGCGAAUCAGAACAACGAAAAAUCAUUGGAGUUUCAAGAAUCUAAUAUUCAAAGCAAACAUUUGGCAUCCAGGAUCAUGUAAAAUCAAAUUUGCUGAGAAGCUGUAGUGCAGGACGAGGCGUAGUAAAACUCCGAUGUUACCAAGGAUUACUUCUGAAAACUCCAUUGAAAAUCGCUUUCGCUUACAAUAAUAAAGUUUCAACUGAUGAAAUUUACGCUGACAUCCAUCAAUGUGUUUUAAGUUUACUUUUAUGCUUUAUUUAGAAUUUUGAGCUCAACUCGUGCUUACCGUAAAUUAUAUUAUAGUUAUUAGUAAAGACUUCCAUAACUGGCCCCUCAUCCUGUGAUCUGCUAGUGGCAGCUGAUGAGGAACAUUCGGUUCAGCAAUGCUAACUUUCUCUACCUCCUAAUAGCGACUGAAUCUCGUCCAAGACCGCAAACAAAAAAGUUCACGGUGUCUACCAUAGGAUCAUUAUAAGGCCUGACAAACGCAGAACAGAAAUAAAACAAAGUUUAACACAAGUAAUUCAAGGGCUGGUCAUACCACGCAUAAAAUCAGUCAAACCCUUAACGCGAAACCGGCGUGAACGAGGUUAAACAGAAAUUUAGAAAUGCAACCCAUCCUUGAUAAUUUUCUCUUAAGUUUCUGAAGAAUCUUUUUCCAACGUCACAUCCUUUCCUGGGAAAUAUAAAUUUAGGCGCUAAUGUUCGCUGUCCAUGUGUUGAGAAAGUACUGGAACCUAAUUCCUUUCCUAAAAAAAAAAAAGGGGGGGGGUAGAGUUUUACGAUGAAUUGUUAUUUCAUAACCUAAGCUAUGUUAUUUAGAUCAUUAACUGCUCCUCCUUUCUUAUCUCAUCUUUUCUGUCUAGCCAAAAGGGAAGGUAACUAUCAAUAUCAUUUGUUCCUAUAAAUAAAGAACUCUCCUGUGGCUUAAUAUACACUAUUGACUCUCUGCACCGGCUGAUUACUGAUCGGCAAAUUGCAAUCGUAAAUAGUAAAGAAUUAUCUGCGUGUUUAUCAAUGACAGUUAGUGAUAACUGUUAAUGUUACAAUGUUACUAUCCAAACGAUUUUACUGAUGUGAAAAAUAUUAGUAUAAAAUCAGUACCCAAGUUCUGUAAUAAACGAUAUUUGUAUAAUUAUCAUCAGAUAUCAGUCAUAUUUGGCUGAUUGUUUGUUUGAUUUAACAAAUUCUAAAAUAUUGGCAUACCAAAUUAAACAAACUGGUUGGUUCAAAUAAACAAAUGAAUAGAUAAUGGAUUAACAUCUUUUCAAAAUUGUUUUUCUCUUUCACGACGUUCUUCCCGGAUUCAUAAGCGGGUGAGUGCGACGAGUUCAGUUUGUUUGUUAAGCUAAUGAUGUGUGUAGUCAAGUAUCCCAGGGCUAUAUUAAGCCACUUAUUAACUCACCGAAUGUGAAUCUUUCUUUUCAUGUUCACCUAACAUCCUCAUCCGAACUGAUAUAACAGAUUGUAAGUAGCCAUGCUUGAACUAUCAUUUAUCAGUAGGCAGGAUAAAGGGUCGAUAAAGAUGGUUGAACAAACGAAUGGAUCUUAAUAGAGGGAUUCGGACAGGGUACUCUUCUCUGAGUAUCAUUCGAUUUAUGGACAAAGAUGUUGCAUAGAGAUGAAGUGAAUUUGAAGUUGCAUAGAAAUGAAGUGAAUUUCAACGUUUCAGGCCUCGGUCUUCGACUGGUAAAACUUUUACAGUGAAGUUGAAAAUCAAAAAUUGACAACGUUAAAAUCCUAGUUUAUUUCUUUUAAAAUUUUUGCACAGUCAUCCAUUUGAGCAAUACAAAACAGUGUCAUUUUCCUUGUCUUUAUAAAUAAUAAAUCCGUGACAGAUGUUGAGAGAACACGAAUGAGGCUUAUAAAUAGGGAGCUGUAAUUUGGGUGAUUAAAAGCUUCAAGCCAUCAAUCUUUUUUAACAUGAAGAUGUUGGAAGUCUCCUUGGAAAUUAGAAACUGGGAAUAUCGACUCUAAUAGUUAUGUAUUUUGGUAUCCUUUGUGACAAGCAGCAGAUUAAUGCAGCAAAGGAAGUAAAUAGCAUAGGUAGAGUGAUAAUAUAACAUAUGAUUCUUUGCGCAAAACUUAAUAUUUUCAAAGGUUGUAUGGCGUGGUCAUCUUGGAGUGUCUGCAAAGAAUGCAACCAGUACCGGCAAAGAGUCGGUAAGUGACAAGAGGGAGUUUUUGAUAAUCUGUGACUCAAAAGUGCAAUGGCUGGUUUUCGCCAUUGUUUUACAACUUCAAAAAGCUAUACAGCAUUUAUAAGCUUUUAUUCAAAUGGAUAAAUUCUUAUGUAUAUAUUGCAAUGAUAGCAGGUAAUUUAGUGUUAAAAACUGAGUUGGAAAAGUAAAUUAGCCAUCGUAAAGGGUAAAAAAGCUGACGUUUCGAGCGUUAGCCCUUCGUCAGAGCGAUUGCAGGAAUUGUGGGUUGUGUGUGGGUUUAUAUGCAGAAAGUGGAGCUACGCCAUUGGUGGGAAUAUGGUGACGAGAAAACAGAAGUAAACUAGUUGAAUUAAAAGCGCUCGUUGAUUCCGUGGGGAUUAAGGGUGCCGAUUUGGAAGAUAAAUUUUUGUUCUAGUGUUUUGCGGCUUUCCGAACCGCCCACAUGUAAGGAAAGGCCACAGACUGCCAUAAUCAUAAUCCCUAAUCAUUCUAAACAGCAUAUGACAGUCAACGGUCUUUCCUCACAUUUACUUUAAUUUACGUUUUCAACUCAGUUAUUAACACUAAAUUAACUGCUAUACUCUCCCACCGACGCAGAACCAGUUUCUUUAGAAACUUACCCGCUUUAUUGCCAUGAUAAUUAAGCAGCGACCUUCAGCAGCUAUUUUCAAGCGAUGUUUUCUUUAACAGAAAUAAGAUGACUUAAUCUCCAACCGUUUAUUACUUUUAAAAGAUUAUCUGGAUAACCUUACUUCUAGAAUUUAACUGCUCAAGAACUCAGGAAUCACGGCCUUGUAUAUGUAAGUGUUUUUAUGUAUGAGGAGAAAGUAAAGGAUUCAUUUUUUGGUAGAAAAUGCUGCACAGAUAUCCUUCAACUGUCCUUUUAUUAAACGUCAAACUCUUUGUUUAAUAGACUUUGGUUUUACUAACAGAGUUGGUAAUUUUGAUCGGCCACCGUAAAAAUUAUCAAAGUUGACGUUUCGAGUGGUAGCUCUGACGAGGCGUUAACGGUCGAAACGUUAGCUUAGAAAAUCUUUAUGGUAGCUAUUUUACAUUUUCGACUUAGUUGAUAAGACCUCGAGAUUUUGGAAACUUACCCCCCCUUUUCUUUGUAAAAAAAAAAAAAAACAUGGCUCGCACUCAAUUAAAAACAUUUAAUUUUUUCUGCAGGAGUUUCAUUAUAACCGAUUAGACGCUAGAUAUACAUUUUGUCACAAAAAAGAAAGGCAAUUUUUCUUUAGCAGGAAAAGAAAGAUCAUUAUAGUUUCAUGUAAAACAGGUGUGAUUUUCGCGAGCCGGUGCUAAGUAUUUUUCCUAGGUGAAAAUCAUGGCUACAAACUUUGAUUUCUACAGCAGGGGAGAGCUGGGGAGAGAAAGAGAGUUGCACCAAGUUUCUGAACGAAGGUUAAAAAGAAGUAGAGGGGGAGGGGAUGGGGAUCAAGUUUUAAAUAAAUCAUUAUUUCCUGUUCAAAAUUAAAAAGGUCCUCCUGAAAUACAUUCUCGGCGAGAGAAGUCUGUCAAAUUUAAUUCAAUCCUUCAAGUGAACUGUCUUGUGAGGUGAAUUGGACGAGAGAUGGAAAGCUACCUGAUACCACGAACAAGCUCACCGUUAAACAAGUGACUUAUGAACACGCUGGUCAAUAUACAUGCAGCGCUAAGAAUAGUGAAGGAAAAAAUGAAGCAAGCUUUACUUCUCUUCAAGUUACUCUUUUCAUUUUCUGUUCCUUUUUUUUCUCGUAUUUUCAUCUUUUUCGAAUUGUGUUUGUUAAUUCCAUCCCCAGGUCCUCCUGGAAUUAAUCCUGGGCUCAUUAAUCAGUCUGUUACAUACAUACGUACGCUCUUAUUGGUCAAAAGCCUAUCGACUAUUGUCCCUGUAAACCCAUAGAUAACUAAAAAAUUUCCCUGCCCUGAGAAAUGAAGCCAUACCAACCGAUAUCCCAGAUUUUAAUUUAUCUGUAACGCCUACUUUUUUUUAACAUUUUCUCAUUACUAAGUAGCGCCCAAAUCAUGUCACUCGAGGUUUUCUAAGCCCGAGAAUAAAGGUGAGAACAGAUUGGCAUGGACUUUCCAUGUGGCUUUUGUGGUCGCGUUGCAUUGUAACCUUCAAAUUAAAAUUUUCCUCUCACAAGCGUGACUUUCUCUUUGUGUAAGAGAUGAUCGGAGGUUUUGUAAAGAUUGCUAUCAGCAAGGGCUGACUCCGAUGUUCCAUCGAUAUUUGUUUUAAAUUUUUAACUGCCGAGUGUACGUUGUGACCUUUUGGCUUUUGUGUAUGUGUAAGAGCCAAUUGCCUAGAGGCAAAGUUGACCCCUGACAGAGACCUUUCUAUGAUAUUUUCUAGGUACCCUCCUGUUUUGAAGCGUUGUUUGAAUUUUAGAAGGCCCUCCUCUAAUAUUUCUUUCGGAGAGUUUGUUCUAAGCAAUCUGAUUGCUUCGCCUUUAAUGAAACCAUGUUUAACGCCUGAUGGGUGGCACGAAGCGAGGUGCGUAGAUUGGAAGGUCUCGGUCGCCUUGUAAUGGGUUUUGAUGUCCAAGUUGGAUUUUUGCGAAUCUCUCCUCUAAACACUGUGGUAUCGUGGAAUGAGAUUUGGUUCUCUGCUAUUUCUGCCGUGAAUUUGAUAGUAGGAUGGAAAAAGUUAGCUCGUUUAAUGAAUCAUGUAUUUCUUCUCUGUUUUAAUCCCUAAGGGUGUCAUCAACGUAAGGUUUCCAUUCUCUUGGCCUGGUUUCGCUUUAUUGCAUUAAUUUCAUUUCAAUUUCCGCCAUGGAAAUACUGGCAAAUGACACUGCCCAUUUUCGUUUGGGAGAAGUUCUCCCCAUUGAAUUGAAACAAAUUUUCUUGAAAGAUUAAGCCAAGCAUUUCCCUGAGGUAGUGCGUUGGGAUCGGUGCUUUAUGGUUGUUGAACUUUUCGUAUGCUUCGUUCCUUCUUCUUGAGGUAUAUUUGUGUACAAGCUAGAAACGUUCAUUGAUACUAGAAUAGUAUCUCUGCCUACCUUUGUCUUUUCUAUGAAAAUGAUAAAAAGCAGUGACAUCCUUCGUAUAGGAUUGUUGCAAUUGCAACAUAAGCUGGGACAGUGUCUCCACGAAAGAGGGUAUUCUCUCGGUAGGGCCGUGGCAACCUGAGAUUAUAGAUUAUAGAUCUACCGACCGGUACGUGUAUUUUCGUGAGCUUAUAGAAUAUUGGUAUACUAGGCGGAUUGGGAGUUUGUGAAAGCCAUCUCUUGGUCAUGUCAUCAAUUUGUUUGCCCUGACGCAUUUUUUCAAUGAUCUCAUUAACCCUUUUCUGCAUGUUUUUCACUAUCGGUGCUUUGAGAGGUUGUGGUUAUUCGUGAUGACUGUUAUACCUUUGUCUACUUUUUUGAAGUUUAACACAGAAUGGCUUUUCAACUCUUUUAAAGCCACAACCUCAUUGCGCGACGAAUUACUUUUUGGCUUAGUUACAGUAACCUCUGCAAGUUGUGGUUUGACAUUUUCCUAAUUGCUCUCAAGGGCAAUAGAAGGCUGAACCGGUGGUAUCCAGUUGGAAUUAACCUGAAACGGAUGUGGUUCUUUGUUCUGUCAGUGAAAGCAAUGCAAAUUGUUCAAGUUCUUGCAAGAGUUGUUGCCUAAUUUUACAUUCGUUUGUCACGGGCAUUGAAAUGAAUUUGAGACCUUUGAUAGCAUGCUGACUUGUCUGUCAAAAAUUUGAUAGUUUGUGAGAUAUUUUAGGAAUGUUUCAUUUGUCUCCCUUUCUUUGGCUGAAAGCCUAUAUUUUAAAGCGUGUCUACGCUCUUUGCGUCUUAUCCUUUUUGUUCUGUUUCCGCUGUUGUUAAAGCCAGCUUUUUUAGAUUCAGAGAACAUGUCAUGUCACCGUUUCGUUACUCGCGCACAUUUACAUCACAUGCUAAAGUUCCCGUAUCAACGUGUGCUCGUGUGUGAAUAAAUGAGUUUAUCAUGGCUGCGCGUGUGUUUGUUCUUCGACAAGAAAUACUGUAAUACUGAAAAGUAUACUGCUUAACAUGGUGUCAGGACCGGUUUUUACAGCGAGCCAGCCUCUCGUAGACACAACUGCACCACUGAAUAGCUUCCACGGCUACAUCUCAAAUCUUCAUCAACAUUUCACAAUUGCACCAUGCCGAAGCACGAAAAGUCUAUCCUCGAUGUACAAGCCGUGCAACCAAACUGUGACCAUAACCGUUACUGGGAGACCAGAUUUCAUGAUUAAUAUUUACUCGAAGGCUACAGAAACCCCGCUAAAAGUAGACUCACCGAAACUGGGGACCACUACAUCGUCGCUAGGAGACCCUUCGAGUUAACAAUUCCUGCAACUGAGUGGGACACCCUACACAGCGAAAUAGCUUCCAAGAUACCGAACGAUGAUGCUGGAAAACACUGGAUUUGGCUUCAAAAAAUCAAAGAACAUUACACUGGUGCAUGUAGUUUGAUGCAAGACCGCUACCACUUCUGAGCAAAAAUGUCACAAGCAGACCAAACCUCCAUUUCAAUGUAAGAAACGCUGUACAUACUGCCGCCGGGCGAUGAUCGUUUGGCGUGAACGCGGAAGCAUUUAUUAGGGGUAAGUUUCUCUUCGGUCUCAACGAGUUCUUCAAUCGCCCCGAGAAAACAUAUUUCACAGAUAUGGCCAACGGAAACCGGAGGAUCCCCCUUUAACCUCGACUUUCGUGGUGAAUCAAGCUAUAUCGUUUGAGGGGGCAUAACAUACAAACAAGCUUUUGGUUAAUUCCACCACAGAAGAACAAGUUCACUCUCCCACUUCCACGACAGCGGUCAAAAAACCUCCGGGCAAACCAAGACCUGGAAUCUACCCUAACAGAUCUUGCUUUUUCUGUGGCACCAAGUGGCAACACUACCGUGACAUAUGCCUAGCUUCAGGCCAGACUUGUAGCUGUUCUCACAAAACUGAUCACUUUGCAAGCGUCUGUCAACAAGUAGCCAAAGACAACCGAGCCUCCAAACUUGCCUCCCAUAAACCUACCCCACCGAGUCCCAGACGGGAACACAUGAGAUUGGUGGAACAAGAAGAGCACUUCUACACCCUUCCCAAGGAAGGCAUACAGUAUGAGAACUGCUUCACCCUCUCAAGCGGGCAACCCCUAACACUGGCGUCACUACAACGGCCCCAUCCUCUGACAAAGGUCAUUUCGUCUUGCUUCUUUUGGAAAAACCAAACUCAAACUGCAGAGCGCAAAUUCCUUUCCAAAUAGAUUCUGCAGUCUCUUGAAACACAUUUCUAUCCUGCCACCUCUCCAGCAUGCCUUGGGCCAAGAUUCUACCAUCAAUUACUGUAUGACAGUCCACCAAUCAGACCCAUUGGUCAACUUGCCCUCCAAGCCUCUACGUGCGGACUUCAUAAGGAAAUGUUCCACAAGUAACCCUCCCCAGCCACUAACGACUGAACCUGACAGCCAUCAGGUAUAAGCAGCUGGGCUCCCUCCACCACGUCCAGAUACGUCAAUGCGAGUCUGGCCUACUCCAGGGACUUGAACUCCGGAAUUCAUUUCCAAGAACUGGAGCUCACUUUUUCAAGGUCUAAGCUUCCGCGGCCCACCCGUCGGUCUUAACCAGGAUCCAGAUGUCAAACCCAUCCAUGCCCCCAAUCAUUGCGAGCCGAUUUCAAAGCUGGAUGCGAUAAAAGCGGCCCUGGAUGCGUAUGAAACCACUGGCAAGCUGGUAAGGAUAUCUGAACCGAAAGCGAGAACCAACCCUCACCAAACCGGGAAAAUACGGAGCUGCUUAAACCCUUCUCAGACCCUCAAUAAAGCCAUUCGAUGUCCUUAUCAUCAAGAAUAUCAUCUCCACCUUGGAAGAAAACAUCCACAAGCUACAUGGAAGGAAUAGCAAAGUCCACUACUGCCAUAGAGGAGUAGAAUAUUGACUUCGUUUCACAUAGAAGCAUGUUUUUAGUCAUGCCCUACCUGCUCCCAGUGUGGAAAGCAAGCCGCCACUGACCAUACUAUCCCCUCCUGUCCCUACAAGACCUUGGCAGUUCAUCUCGCAAGAUAUAUUUGAGUUCCAACAUAACCAGUACCUAGUCACCGUAGACCAUUACAGUGAUUUCUAUGAGUUGGACCAGCUGAUUAACACUCAAUCUACCACCAUCGUCGUGCUCACCAAAGUCCACUUUGCCCGUCACGGCAUCCCAGUAAAUUGUUUAACAGACAAUGAUCCGAAAUCCAAGGAAGUUUAAUGACAACGAACUCUACUAGAAUGUGGGCUAACAGAGUACAACCUUACAAGAGCACUCCAUAUUGUCGGUGCCUUUUGGAACAUUUUUCUUCUUUUUCUUGUCAUUAUCUUGUCAUUAUUGAACAAUGGGUCACAUUAAUUUUAUCUUGAACUCCGGAGACACUAUUUGUUUGUAUUUGCAUAUCUCUCUCUGUAUAUUAUUUUUUUGACUAGGUGGAUGUCAUGUCACCGUUGCGUUACUCGCACACGAUUGCAUCACAUUCUAAAGUUCCCGUAUCAAUGCGUGCUCGGGGGUGUGAAUAAAUUAGUUCAUAAUGUCUGCCCACGUGUUUAUUCAUCGUCAAUCUAGAUAGUAUACUGCUUAACAAGCACACUUAUACUUUCCACCUAUUUUAUUUGCAAGUAUAUAAAUAGACUCUUAAGUCAGAAAUCUCAUUCCUUAAUUUGGCUAUUUUGUCACUAUUUUUUUUUUAUAAUGUUUGCUGAGUGCUUUUCUUUGAGCGGUUGCCAAUUUACAUGUUUUUUUUCGUGAGAUAUCGUUUUCGUCUUCUUCACCAAGACUUUGUGUAAGGUAUUCCGCUAGAGAGUUGUCAAAGGCGGACAUUGGUGCAACUGUUUAUAGUGGCUACAACGAUAUCGACGGUUUCGACUCUUCACGAGUCUCUUCAGCUGUUGUUUGAAGAUGUUGUUGCAAGAGCAAGGUCUUUCAGGGAAAGGUAGAGUGGUGUUCUCAAUUCCGUUCCCGAGUGGAAAUUGCUUCUGUGACCUUUUUAUACGUAGAUCGUUUGGCUUGAGGACCGGGUUUCCAUUAUUCCUAUUGGUCCUUGAUGUUGGUUAGGGAACCAAUAAGGAGCAGGCCAUUUCGAUCUUACCCGAUCUGAAGGUGAGAGUGAGUUUUUAGGAAGGCCUUUUCUGCUGCAUAAAUCGCUUGAAAAGCUACUAAGACUCAUAAGUUAAAUUUGUUACGGUUUGUUCCUAAAAAGGAGGGGCUUAAAAUGUUGUUUUUAAACUAUAGUUUGUGUAUUUUGAAUUUGUUCAUUAACUGAUUAUGCACGCCAGAGUGUUUGCACAUAAAGGACGGGGUCUGUCUGGAAACCAUCAACAUGGGAAUAAAGGUAAAGACAGACUGGCACGGAUUCCCAUCGCAUUAUCGUCUUCAAAUUGUAUUUUUGCUCUCAAAAGCGUGUCUCGAUAAGUUUAGCAAACCCUAGGGCAUCGCGCCAAAUACCAACUUAAUGAGUUUACCGUAACCAAAUGUUACAUAAGCAUUGAAAGUAAUUAUAGAGAAAGGGAGAAAUACAGACUGCACCACUGUCUUACAUAUUUUAUUUUGUUAAAUGAUCCAAACAUGUCAUGUAUGGUUGUUUAUCGAAUGUUUUUGUUCACGAGAUUUGGUUCUAAAGUUAGUUGCAAAUGAACAAGACAACUGCACCAUCGUAAAUCUAUCAAUUCGAGUGUUGGGCUGAAUUGAGGGCUUUUUAGACACUCGAUUUCUUAUAUGGCAUCGCUAUGAAGACGUAAUACAACUGAUACACCUACACUACAUAGGAUUAACAAUGUAAUUGUAAACUUUUUAAGAGUUUCAGAGACGUUUCAGAGACGUCUAUCUUCGGCUGUCACCAAAAAUUGACCCCCACUUAAAUUUACCGGGAAAAAUGAACUUACCAACUCCUUGCUGAAAAAAUUGGAAUUCAUUUGACCGAUACGCCAGUGGUUUCAGUUUUGCCUUUUUCCUCGGGCUGCCAUAAAACAGUUCAUAAAUUGACCAAUUAAUAAAAUGUUUUGAAAUACCGUUCGGAGUUUGCCUUUUUUUUUUUGCAUGCAAAUCAGGGGUAAACAAAGUUUUUAAAACAUUUGACAAGAAUUUCAUGGGGUUCACCUCGAUAAUUUUCGUCGGUGAGAGUCAAGACGUGCCAAGGUAAACGACAUCGCCCCCCAGUAAAAUAGUUUUCCAAAGAAUAAAUGUGGCGAGCGUGAGGAAAAGCACAGUUUUUUCAUUAUUGUGAUCAAAGCCCAAUGAUGUACCUAAAUUGGUACUUACGGUAUCAAGCCAUUGAUUAUGACAGGGUGAGCUUAAUUUUUCUGUCGAGGUCGACGUGACUUCACAUUAAAAGCGUUUUUGACGGAACAAGCUAGUGAGCAUCACUGCACGAACUGAGAAAGUAAAACUUGUAUUUAUCCCCCACACGUUUCGUCUGACAAUAGUAGACUUCAUCAUGGAAUUUUUCAAGUAGGGUAAAUAAGCUUGCUCAUAUACCAAUAACAAAUAAGUCGUCUCUUUACUAUUGAAGCCAGUGGAUAGAAUUCGCUAGGUGUGCCUACGGUGUUAUACAUGCGUGACAUUUUCCGGACGUUACAUGUACGAGUACGUGACCCGUUUGAGGGUCACAGAUUCAGUGUAAAUAUUUGACCCCUCAACAUCACGCAAUGUCUCUAGUUUACAGAGGUCUAAGAACGUUUCAAUAUAUGGAUUUGCCUUCUGCGGGUAGAAGGCUACAAGCGAAUUUCUUAAUUGAUGUUGUAGCAAACACAGUUUUUGGGAGUCACGAAACAAAAAAACUUGUCAGGACCUAUAUUCAUGAUCUAAUGGAAAUAAAUAGCAAAUAAAAACACAUUCUCUUGAGAAAUAAAGUCAUAAAUAACGGGGGUUCUAUGAAACAAAUAGUGAUAGAAAAAGAUUUCAGUUCUGGUCAAUAUUAACUUUUCAUAGCCUACUUCCAAAUCUGAGGAAAUGCGCGGUGGGAAUAAAAAAUUUACGUGUGUGAUAAUGCAAGGAAGAGAAUAAAAAUUCAAAUAAAGAAAAAGGAGAAAAUAUAGGAGGGGAUGGGGAUCAAGUUUUAUAUAAAUCAUUAUUUUUCUUUUCAAAAUUAAAAAGGUCGUCCCGAAAUAAAUUCUCGGCGAGAGAAGUCUGUCAAGUUACAUUCAACACUUCAAAUUCAAUGCUUCGUGGGGGCUUUUCCUAAACCAGAGGUGAACUGGACAAAAGAUGGAAAGUUACUUGAUACCAGGAACAUGCUCACGAUUAAUCGAGUGACUUAUGGCGUUGCUGGUCAAUACACAUGCAGCGCUAAAAACAGUGAAGGGAAAAAUAAAUGUUGACUUACUUAUUUUAGUUCUAUUGCUCUUCUCAUUAUCUGUUGUUCUUUUCAAACUUUCACCUUUUUUGAAUUGUGCUUUUGAAUUCUAUGUCCAGGUCCUCCUGAAAUUAAUCCUGAGCUCAAGAAUCGGUCGAUUGCCUAUAACUCGUCGCUUCAGUUCAUUUGCUCUCUAAGCGGUUUCCCUACACCCGAGAUACUCUGGACUAAGGAUGGCGUGAAUCUCGGUAACAACAACACUUUCACGAUUCGCCAAGCGAGAUUUGAAGACUCUGGUCAAUACACCUGCAGCGCCAAAAACAGCGAAGGAAGCAAAAACUCAACUUUCUGGAUCGAAGUGGCGGGAGGUACGGUUCUUAUUUACAUAUAGAAAGAACUUGAGUCAAUAAUCAAUUUAGAUCUUUGGUUGGAUAAGGAUAAAAUCUUUUCUAUGAUACCAAAUGCAAUUUAAGGACUUGAAACCACAAAAGUUUCAAAAUUGAUUAAAAAUAUUAAAAAAAGUACUUGAUUGAUGAUAACAUUUAAAAAGCGAGAACAUGCCAACUUAUACAUCGAAUGUAAAUGAAUUUCGUGAUCAGACAUGUAAUUAAUUUUUGGGCAGUUUAAACUGAUUUCUUUUUGGAGCGUCGAGCAAUUUUGACUUUAAAGAUAUCACCAUAUUUUGUCACGGCAUUUAUUAUAAAAGUCCGUUUAAUUUUUUUAAUUACCUUUUUUCUGCUUCUUAAAUAACAAUGGCUGACAUGAUUUCAUGUACAUUUUUAGAAGUGCAAAUUGGCUAUCAGUGCAUUAUUAUUUAAGUAUUUAUUACUGAAGUUGGAAAGCGAAACAUCCAUGUAAAUUUUUCAUUGAUGCAAGCCUUUUAACCAUUAUUAUUUGGCUAUUAUUCAAAGUAAAUGUGUAGUUUGAACUUAGAGAAACUGGUACUCUUGACCAUGGUGUUGAUAUUAAACCUAACAACCAGUGAGAAAAGAAUGAAGAAAUUAAUAAAUAGGUAACUAAGUUGUUAACUCCUGGGCUGUUAUUAAGAUAGGAAAUCUUUUAAGGAAAUAAAAGAAUGUUUUGAUGUCACAUUGGGCCGACUUAUACCUUCCUAUAUCAAAAGUGAAGAAAACUAAUUUCAAAAUAACCUUGGCUUAAAAAUAGACUCGGCAAUAACGUAAUUUGCUUUUAUUUUGAAACUAGUUAAUUUAGGGUUGGAUAGGGAAGGGGGCAGAGGGGGUUAAAAUGGAAAAUGCGACCCUUUGUUGAGCUUGGUGAUCUUUUUACUUCAAGUCUCUCCCCAGAUCACUGAGCCUCCGAGAAGCCAAUCUCUUGCCGAAGGUUACCCUGUAAACCUUAGUUGCGUAGCCUCAGGUAUUCCAACACCAACCUUAGUCUGGACUUUUAAUAAUGGUGACCUGCCAUCUGGUAUCAAUCAAACCGGUUACGAAGGAGGAUCAAUCCUAGUUUCGCCAAGUGUCACGAGAGAGAUGAAUGGGACUUACAAGUGUACAGCGAAAAACAAGGCAAACACAACCAGUUCCUCAGCAACUUUGCGUGUUUAUGGUAAGUUCAGUUAUAAUGAUAUUAAUGAUGAUGAUGAUGAUAAUGAGUACGACGACGAUGGUGACGUUGAUAAUGACGAUGAUAAAGUUGAAGACGAAUAAGAGAAAUAGGGAGAGAAGAAAUGAAGACAGAAAAAUGAACUUGUAAAUCCAUGGGCAAUAGCGACGGAGAAAAGGAAUAGCGCGAAGAGAAUUUAGGUAAACUCGGCCUACUUGUAUAAAGGGCAGAUAACGCUAUCUAACGGUUAAAUAUUUAUCCAGUGAAUCUGUUGUAGCAAAACGAAAAGCGUUCUCCACCAGAUAGAGUUUUAUCCAAUGGAUAGUGUUAUCCACCCUUCGAGCAACCGGGGCCUGACCUACAAAAAGACUGGUGAUAUCAAUGCUUAAUACUUAUGUCCUUGGAUCUUUAUGAUUACACAUGCAAAGAACUGCGCAGAUCUGGGUAGGAAAGAAGCGCUGAAGAAAAAGGACAGGUGAUGGCACUAUAGAGAGUUGAUUGAUUCGAAAUACUUCACGAUAUGCAAUGUACUUUCAAGCUGGAAAAAUCUGAAGAAGAGAAUUCCGAGACGGAGAGAUCCAGAAUCUCAGAAGAAAGCUAAAAGUAAGCGAGAUGCAAAAGCCAAAGUUACAUACGACACACAAUUUUAUUCUCUACAUUGAACAACAAAACUAAAACAGAGGAAACCACUUAAAGCGAAUACGCUUCCAUCCGUGACCGACGUCGGAGGUCGAGUAGAGAUUAAGCAUUCGAAAGAAUUCCCUCGCAUCCUCAAUUCUUUUAGAUCUCUUCACAAAGUUGAUUUAUGGCUUUUUUUAAAUCGCAAUGUGACUUAGCCAUGAGGGUGGAGAAUAUCACAGAGUCAAGAUUUACGGAUUUACACGCUGAAAAAGCAUGAAGUAAAAUUUUCUUCCCAAGCUGGUCCAAGAAGCCGAGAGGCAAUCAAAUGGCGCACAUCGCUUUUUUUACGUGUGAGGAACCGCGUAUCGUGCUUUUUCACCCGUAAAGCGUAUGUUAUUCUUAUUAAUCUUUCACUGGCAUAGUUUCCGUCUAUAACAUUAUAAAAAUCGGCUUUCAGGACUGUUUAUUAAACCAAAUUACUUACAAAAGAUGACUGAGGAACCUCUGUGGAGAAUUAUGCGGAAUAGAAAGCAUGCAGAGCAAAAACACAAAAGAGAAAACAGCGAGUCGGUUUGUACCAGAAAUCUCAUUGGUUCGCUGCGCACACCUGUUCGAUUUCCGAUACUACCAACUCGUGCGUAAAAUACCGUAUGGACAGACUUUCCAUGAAGUAUUUUCUAUCGAUUGAAUUGUGAUAACAGCUCUUGAUUCUAGUUCCGUCUAUGAUAUCCACAAUUUAUCCUUGGAAAUUUCACCGUGUCAGCUUGAGAAAAUGUUGUAAGUCCACUCGAGAAAAUGUAGUGAGUCCACUCUCCUCAGGAAGCGACAGAAAACCACCUAAUGAAGUUGUUGUAGUACUUUACAAUUUAGACGUACGAUCAUCUACUUGAAAUCACACCCGAUUCCGCUCUGCUGGAAAAGAAAGAAACUUCGUGUUGCAUGACUCACUUGUUGUGUCCUUUUGCACAAGAGUGAAGAAAAAAGAACAAGGGAAGAUGGAUUUUAGAUGCAUUUAAAGCAAACUGUUCGAAGCAUUCCUAUAGAGGUCGCAUUUGACUCGUUUCGUUUCCAUGUUUUGUUUUGGUUUUAUUUUGUUCUUUGGGGGUGUUUCUGAUGCAGUUGAAGUUUCAAUGUGACACUAGCAUUCUAACGAAUUGUCCCUUUUUCAACGUAGGAAAAGCCUCUGCUCGAGUUGUUUCAGAGAAAUACAUAACACUUAUUCAAGGAUAUGCCCUGGCAUUGACCUGCAAAGUCAACGAAGAAACAAUAAGCGUAAUGUGGAAAAAAGAUGGAGAGCUAAUAACAGAAAGAGCAGUUAUAGAAACACGAUUAGACGAGAAAAAGAGUAAACUUGCUCUUACUGAAGUUGUGGAAGAGGACAGUGGUGAAUAUUCUUGUGAAGCACGUAACAAGCUAGGAACUGUGGCUCGCUCUGUUGUGAUGGUAAAUGUCAAAGGUAAGCUGUUUAAGGAACUACAUAUAAUUUUAGUAAUUAACUAUAUAAGGUCAUUAUUAUAAAAUGCACCUCCACUUUUUAAGUUCCUCACAAACUUUUCCAGUGGUUUUUUGAUCUUCUGGGAACUAGAAAUUUGAAAUUAAUUAAAUUUGAAAGAAAACUGUUUCAAAACGAAUUUGAAACAGUAGCAGUAUGUUAUACAUGUUAAACAUAUUCUAUAAUUCUUUCAACAAUCUUUCUCUUUCUAUCUGCUUGUUUUUGGUAAAUUAACACAUCUGUGUCUGUUUUUCCAUGGGUUAUUCCCCGUCACCCAACGCGAGCAAUGAACAAAGUAAAUCGUUGGAUCGUUGUCGAAAUUGUAGUAAAUUGUUGGAUCGUCGCUAUCUGGAUCGUUGGUGAUUUUAGUUUUUAUUUUUAAUGCCGACCAGCAAAUUACUUUCCUACUAAGCUUUUUUCUAUUAUUAUGUUUCAGGAAAUUCAGAGGCUCCCUCCAGCAGCUCAUCUUCCUCCAGCAGCUCACUGGAGUGGUACUACAUUGGGGGACCUUUGGCUGCUGUCGUUUUUCUACUGGUGCUCAUUUCAUACUGUAAAAAACGCCGUGAGACAGGUAAAAUGUUACCAUACGAAAAUAAAAUGUCUUCAUAUGGCAGAUUGUGGCUUUUAAUAGGUCAGUGUUUUGGAGCACGAAGGGGCUAUUUAAAGCAGGUCAUAUUCUGCAUUUCCAGCGCUGAUUUUGAAGGUCCCUCUACAGUCCCGGCAAAGCCCAAUGCUAAUCAAAUUACAAAAACCUUACAAAUUAUAUGAAACUAAUUACCAUGAUAACCCACCUUAAUCCUUCUCCUGUUGUUUGACAACAGAGUCAAAUACAAGUUACACUUGGUUUCUGAGUCACAAGCUUUAACUUAGUUAAUGAUGUCAUUCUUACUCACAACGAAGCGAUUUCUUUCAUCUCUUUCCACAUAUCCUUUGAUAAUAGCCCCACCUCAUGUGCCAUCUAGGCCGAAGUAAGUGAAUUCUCUUUUUUUUAAUGCUCACUGUUUGAACGUGUGGUUAUUACCGAAGUUUCUAACUCUUGAAUAAGUCUCAGUAAAGUAGUGAUAAGUAAGUGCCGCUGCUGAGCAAAUACGUCUUUUUUUUUCAGUUUGUACCGAUUAUAUUUACCAUUAUGAGCACACUGACCAAAAUAAAGGUUUUUUUUUCUUUCGAAGCAGCAGCAGUUUUCGAAGCCGCUCUAAUCAAAUGGCAGUCAAAUGUUUCCUAACAUUCUUUCUGUUUUGGAUUCGUCCGUCCUUCACUUGCUUUGACACCUUGUUUAGAAUCUUUUUUUUUUGUUACCAGUAUGCUGGGUUGUGGGUGGCAUACUCGUAAAGAGAAAGAGAAGCUUUGGCCCUUCGUCACUCUGUUACAAAAAAUACAGUUGAAAUACAUUCGGAGUCUUGUAGACCGAUUUAAAAUACUACUUGAUAUAUUGAUUGUAGACAAUAAUUCGGAUGGUUUUGGUUAGUAUUUCUUUUCUCGCGUAGGAGGUACGAUAUUUAUAUGACGUAAAUUGCCGAAAAACGCAGUCGGCGCUAGUUUAUCUUCAUGGGAGGUUUAUCCAAUCUUUUUUUUUUUUUUUUAAUAAAAUCUCCUCUCUGGAUCGAUGCGUCGAAAAAAAAGGGGUCAGUAGAUUAGUAUCCAAACUUCACCUAUAUCAAUAAUUUUUCCAUUGGCAAGUGAUAAUUUUCUGAAGCACGCGGAAAUGAAAUGAAAAAUGAAAUGAAAAGAAAAAAAAUUAAAGUGAAGAUAUAGAGGAUAUCUUUACCACGUUACGUUAAACCAGAUUUAAAGAAGGAAAAGAUAGAUAGGUAACACAGAUGGUUAAAGUCUUAUUUUCAUCUGCAAUUAUUCAGUGAAGGGGAAGACGAAGUUGAGCUGGAUAAGCUGAACGCUGUGGUUGCAAUUGACGAUGGUGCUACAGCUUUCCCCUUCGCUACUAACUUAGAAGGCAAAGGGAAAGCUGCAGCAAAUCUCGCCCAUGAGGUGGGUAAGCACGGUGCUGCUGCACAUCCCUUUGUGGUUGGAAUUGAUGAUGGUGCUACAGCUUUACCUCUCGGAAUAAAAGCAGGAGAAGAAGGUUGCCUAGCACACCCUUUUGAGAGUGAUAAGAAGAGAGGAGAGGCUGGCGUACAAGAGUAUGAUGGUAAUCAACUUACUGCUGCGGAUGCAGACGAAAAUGGAAAUGACGAAGAUGAGGAGUCAUCUGAAGCAGCUCCUCUUGUGCAGGACUGAGGCUUAAAAGCAAAAUUGCUAAACCUCCAUGGUUGUAGUCUUAUAACACUCUGUGGUAAUUUGUAGUUUAGAUUUCGAGAACUUCAGCCUCAAUAUUUCAUAGCUUUUGAUUUUAAGAUGUAGUUUUUAUUGUACUUUUAUUUAAGUAAUGCUUUGGUAGUGAUGAUAACCAUUUUCAUAGUUUAUAAAUGGAGGUUAAGUGGAAUUUCCUUGAAAGAAAAACUUGUUUAUUUACUUCACUUUUGCAUUUCUUAGUUUACCGUUUAUUCACUUGGUGCACUUGUCAGUGCUUUGUUGAUGUUAUUGACUGUAGGCUGAUAGAGAAAAAAACUAACAAACAAACAAACAAAAAAAAAGAAAUUGCCGU
This is a messenger RNA of Pocillopora meandrina, 32409 nucleotides long. The record is from the annotation of a GenBank genome assembly. NCBI's taxonomy places the organism in Eukaryota, Metazoa, Cnidaria, Anthozoa, Scleractinia, Pocilloporidae.